CUUCCAAAUGAAUCACCCUUUAGAGGCUGUCUUGAGAAGCGCUUGACAGUUCCUGUUCUUAUGCUAUAGAAUCGACUGUUUAACGAGUUUCAGUAGGCAGGCAUUAAUGCUUAUGUCACUCUGUAUAUACAUCGCCAAUAGUAGCGCAUCUGUUCUUCUGUGCCCCAGCCUCCUGCUAUGCUUAAUCAAUGAGUCGGGCCACACAAUAUAAAAGGGGCUCGUAGUAUUUGCCCCUGGCAGAAUACCUGUAAACAUUCACGCGUUUAGGAGCUCAGAAGUUAAACGCGAUAGAUCAAGCUAAGACCGAAGUAAUACAAAGCAAGUAUACUUCCUAAAGAUGUACUCCGUGGAAAGUCUUCUGCAAACAGAGAUUUCGCCCGGUGCGCAAAGUGCCAUGCGUUUUCCAUUUAUUUCUAACAGUGAUCAAAAUCUGAACUUCCUGAAAGGAUCCAUGGAAAAAAAGAGAAAGAUAGCAGUGAUAAAGAGAGACGAGACGGAGAUAGAAGACGAGAUCGCUAAACAAAAAGCGAAAAGACAAAAGAGGGAAGAACAUGGAGAUGAUGAUGAUGAUGAUGAAACUAAGGACAACAAAAACAAUUCAGAGACAUUCGUAGCAGUCAUUGCGCAGGCAAUUCUUAGUGUUCCUACCAGACGCAUGACUCUCAGCUGUAUUUACAACUUUAUUGCCAAGACAUACCCGCACUUCGACAAAGAGAAGGGUCCUGGCUGGCGUAACAGCGUGCGACACAAUCUUUCAAGCAACGACUGCUUCGUGAAGGCAAGUCGCGCGGAAAAUGGCAAGGGCCACUACUGGAUGAUACAUCCAAAGGAUCUGCCCGAAUUCUCCAAGGGGAAUUUUAGAAGACCACGAAAGCCUCGUAGACCCCGCUGUAUUCACGGUCUAGGCUGUUUAUCCGACAGAACAGUGCUAGCUUCGGCCCUCAACUCAGGAUUCUACAGUCCUUGCAAAUUCCCCGAAGUCGAGUUCUCAUUUCCACGCUUACCCGCCGGCUCAACAGAGCUCUACACGCGAUACGGACUUGGACCACGCUACGAGGAAACCAGUGGUCUCACAAGUUUCCCGACCUUUUCGCCUACUUCGCUUGGAUACGCUGGACUCUCGUGGUCGACUGAAGGCUCUGCAUUUAGAAACUAUGCGACUCUCUCUUCACCUGUUUACUACCCUUACGUUUACAUACCACGCACUGGAGAACAAUCUAUGAACUCGCCCCCAAGCAAGUAAUAAGUAUGAUUAUGACAUAAAUAUUAAAUAGUAAACUCCUAUUGAAGGUUCACGCAAAAGUUUUUAUUGACAUUUUGCGCUAAAUUGGGUUAGUGAUAGCUACAGAUCAUGAUGAGCUAUGGAACAUAAGAACUUACUAUAUAAAGAAGUAGAUAUCUCGGUUUGUUAACAGUCCUGUAAAUAGUAGGACAUAGCUACGCAAUACUUUUUACAUAGAUUUUUGUAUAAAUAGUUAGUUAAAGCCAUGGCACGUUAAUAGUGAAAUCAUUUUUGUUAUUUAAGAAGCAGCAUAUAUUCAUGUACAGACUUCCUCCAAGAGUUAUAUAUUUUAUUAGAAUAAAGGUAUUUUGCAUCCUUAAUGCGAUGUAGCACUGGUACUCUAUCAUGUUAACUGCCGUUUUACUGUCACGCGGGAAGUUUCUAGUUUGCGUAUGAACAAAGGCUUCCAUGGAAUUUUGCACCUUGGAAACAAACUGACGUAGGCUUUUGAAGAUCAUGAAAAAUGUCGUGAAAUUUCACAACCCUUAGGCAGCGUGGCCCCGUUAGCCUAAAUAGUGUUCUAGUUUCAUGUUCAUGGCGGUUUCUAGGUGAAUUGUAUUACCUGCUCUUUCCUUGCACUGUGUAAAUAUUGCACCAUAGAGAGUUCGCGCAUUUUCUAAAGGUACAUUCUGUAUACUUAACUCAAAUAAAACUUCUCUAAUCAAA
Molecule: messenger RNA, 1948 nt
Organism: Nematostella vectensis (starlet sea anemone)
Lineage: Eukaryota; Metazoa; Cnidaria; Anthozoa; Actiniaria; Edwardsiidae
Product: forkhead box protein I3
Exons: 1
Coding region: 338-1243 (301 amino acids)
Biological process (GO): cell differentiation; regulation of transcription by RNA polymerase II; anatomical structure morphogenesis
Molecular function (GO): DNA-binding transcription factor activity, RNA polymerase II-specific; RNA polymerase II cis-regulatory region sequence-specific DNA binding
Source: RefSeq, a predicted model, not a curated record